This is a messenger RNA of Didymosphaeria variabile, 273 nucleotides long. RefSeq lists its product as uncharacterized. The record is from RefSeq and is a predicted model, not a curated record. Gene Ontology annotation, biological process: fatty acid metabolic process. Gene Ontology annotation, molecular function: long-chain fatty acyl-CoA binding. NCBI's taxonomy places the organism in Eukaryota, Fungi, Ascomycota, Dothideomycetes, Pleosporales, Didymosphaeriaceae. Bases 1 to 273 code for a protein of 90 amino acids. The transcript is spliced from 3 exons.
AUGCCUUCCGCAAAGUUCAACGAGGUCUACCAGAAGACCCGCGAGAUCAAGAGCGGACCUAGCAACGAUGAUUUGCUGAACUUGUACGCCUACGCCAAGAUCGCGCAGGGCGAGAACAUCGAGAAGGCGCCCAAGCCGGGCAUGAUGGACUUCACCGGCAAGGCCAAGCGCAAGAGGUGGCAGGAGGUCGUUGAUGCCGGUACCUCGCAGGCCGACGCGGAGAAGAAGUACAUCGAGCUUGGCGAGUCGCUGAUCAAGACGCACUUGAAGUGA